Molecule: messenger RNA, 582 nt
Organism: Branchiostoma floridae (Florida lancelet)
Lineage: Eukaryota; Metazoa; Chordata; Leptocardii; Amphioxiformes; Branchiostomatidae
Product: late histone H2B.L4-like
Exons: 4
Coding region: 1-582 (193 amino acids)
Biological process (GO): nucleosome assembly
Cellular component (GO): nucleosome
Molecular function (GO): structural constituent of chromatin; protein heterodimerization activity; DNA binding
Source: RefSeq, a predicted model, not a curated record
AUGGCGGCGACCACGGGGGGCGCCUUGCACCCGCUGGAUGGACAUUGUGACCAGAGACCUCCGCAGCAUCAACAUCACACCCCAGCAGGCGCAGCUAGCAGCAUUGAGCAGAGGGCGGUGGAGAACUCUAGUGCAUGCAGUCGGCUCUACGCACCAUGUAAAAAAGCAAGUGACCAUAGGUACACAGUGGACGUUCUGGACGCGGAAGCCAGUUUCUGUUACCUUGGGGACGUGUACAAGCUCUCAGGCAUCUUCCCCCUAGCAUUCGCCAAGAAGCACAGGGACUGCCUUACACAAGACAAAAGGAGAGCAAAGCAUUUUCCUAUAUACAAGGUGCUGAAGCAGGUGCACCCCGACACCGGUGUCUCCAGCAAGACCAUGGGUAUCAUAAACUUCUUCGUCAAUGACAUUUUUGAGCGCAUCGCCUCGGCGGCUUCUCGUCUGGCUCACUACAACAAGCGCUCCACCAUCAGCAGCCGCGAGAUCCAGACCGCCGUGCGGCUCCUGGUACCGGGCGAGCUGGCCAAGCACGCUGUCAGUGAGGGCACCAAGGCCGUCACCAAGUACACCAGCUCCAAGUAG